CAAACACUAACUUCUCAUCCUUCACGCCAAAAAUCCGUCUUCUCUGCCCUGCAACAAGCCUCUCACUCUCUCUCUUCCCCUGCGUUCCCUUGCUCCUCAUUUGGCCUUGCCCCCGUUUCCCAUUAUAGCUUAAGCUCACUAUCCUUUUCGUCCUCCUGUCUUCGUUCUCUUCUUCUGCUGUUUCUCUACUUCCAAUCUCAGGUCAUUUUACGUACCCGCAACUCUCUUCCGCUCCUUUUCUCUUUCCACACAAAUAUGUAAACUCCGCUUCUUCUGGUCUUCCAAGUGUUUGUGUUUUUGCGUCAAAGGGCGGUGUUCUCUUCUCAAUAAUGUAAUCUCGAUUAAAGUUGCUCUCUUUUGUUUCUUUUCUCUUCUGAGUUAAUGCCCAUUUGCUUCAAAGUGCUUUGAAUCCGCUUGUCCUGUUGAUUUCAAAUCAUGGGCUGUCGUUAAAUCUUCCUGGUUUAGCCCCUCUAGAAUUUGUGGCUUGCUUUUGGUUCAUGCCCAUUUGGUGUAAAUAGUUCAAAAAGUCUGCAAAAAUGCAGGUUCUGGUAAUGGGGUUUCGUUAAGUUUGGCAGGUCUUUUGUCUUCCUAAGCCUCGUUACUUUUGAAAUUUAACAUAGGGGCUUUUUUUAAUUGUUUCAAAUUCUAACAUGUAAAUCCUUAAUCUCUCAAAGCUGCUUUGGUCUCCUGUCUUUGAUUGAAGGGAAGUCUUUCCUAAUGGUGAAGUAAAAAAUUAGGUGCUCCAUGGAUCUCAAUCUCAUUGAAGUCAAACGCUAGUUAGAAACAGAGCAAAUGGAGAGCAUCUGUUCUUUCCGUUAGUUCAGGCUGUUCUGUCUCAUCAUGCCUUCAGUGCGCUAAAAUCUUCUUGCUUUUUUCCUUAUUUAACUGAAAGUGAUUUGAUCACUGCUAAUGGAUUCUUUUGUUCUUCACAGUGAACAUUCUUAAACAUUCAUUCCUUUAUAUACGCAUCUCAACUGUUAGAUUUUCUAGAAUUUUAAACUAUACACAUACAGGAUUCCACACAAAUAAUCAUGGGUCAUUUUUACUAUUACCUCCCUCCUAAGACCCUGGCCUUCGUUCUUGUUGUCCUUUCCCCCAUGGCUCCUUGUUAAUCUUCUUCUUUAUGCAAAUUUAGUUUCUUUGUUGGCCUCUCGAGUCCUAGUCUUGGUUGAGUCUGGUUCAUCUUUGUUGGGGAUAGAGAUUGUGGGCACUGGGCAGAAAAACAUCCUAUUUCCUUUUGAUCAAACCUUAAGUUUCAAUGGAGGAGACAUUUGUUCCAUUGCGUGGUAUAAAAAAUGACCUCAAUGGAAGGCUUUUGUGCUACAAACAAGAUUGGACAGGCGGCCUCCGUGCUGGUAUAAGGAUCCUCGCUCCAACGACUUACAUUUUCUUUGCUUCAGCAAUACCAGUCAUAUCUUUUGGAGAGCAGCUUGAAAGAAAUACAGAAGGAGCUUUGACUGCAGUGCAAACUUUGGCAUCAACAGCACUAUGUGGGUUCAUUCACUCAAUUGUUGGGGGACAGCCAUUGCUCAUACUUGGAGUAGCUGAGCCAACAGUGUUAAUGUACACAUUCAUGUUCAACUUUGCUAAGGACCGCAAGGAUUUGGGGCCAAACCUUUUCUUAGCCUGGACAGGAUGGGUCUGCGUGUGGACUGCUCUCCUGCUUUUCUUGUUGGCAGUAUUGGGCGCUUGCUCUAUAAUCAACAGAUUCACUAGGGUUGCUGGUGAAUUAUUUGGUCUACUUAUUGCAAUGCUCUUUAUGCAGCAGGCCAUAAGAGGAGUUGUUGAAGAGUUUGGCUUACCUGAGAGAGAAGACCCUCGUGAGACUGCACUGCAGCCUGCUUGGCGUUUUGGGAAUGGAAUGUUUGCUUUGGUCCUAUCUUUUGGUCUUCUUCUGACUGCACUAAAGAGUCGUAAGGCCAGGUCAUGGCGCUAUGGAACAGGCUGGUUGAGAGGAAUCAUUGCAGACUAUGGUGUUCCAAUCAUGGUUGUUGUGUGGACUGGCCUAUCUUACAUACCAGUUAGAGAUGUUCCAGCCGGAAUCCCUAGGCGUCUCUUCAGUCCAAAUCCAUGGUCUCCUGGUGCAUAUUCUAAUUGGACAGUUGUCAAGGAAAUGGUGCAUGUGCCACCCUUGUAUAUCAUUGGAGCCUUUAUUCCUGCAACCAUGAUUGCAGUGCUGUACUACUUUGAUCACAGUGUUGCUUCACAGCUUGCUCAACAGAAGGAGUUCAAUUUGAAGAAACCGGCUUCCUAUCAUUAUGACCUCCUUCUUUUGGGAGUUUUGGUCAUAGUAUGUGGGCUACUUGGCAUCCCACCUUCAAAUGGUGUUAUCCCACAAUCGCCAAUGCAUACAAAGAGUCUGGCUACCCUGAAACAUCAGGUAUUACUCAGGUUGCACUAUGCUGAAUUUACUAAUCAAAUGUGACCUACAUCCUCUCCGUUCAUGAUUACAUCCGUUUGCCCUUGUUCACAGCUGUUGAGGAACAAGCUCGUGUCAACAGCUCGAAAAAGCAUCAGUAAAAAUUCAAACCUCGGUCAGUUAUAUAGGAACAUGCAAGAGGCAUACAAUGAGAUGCAGACUCCAUUGGUCUAUCAACAACCAUCUGCCCUGGGAUUGAAAGAGCUGAAAGAAUCCACCAUUCAAUUGGCUUCAAGCACUGGCUACAUAGACGCUCCAGUUGAUGAGACUGUCUUUGAUGUUAACAAAGACGUCGAUGAUCUCUUGCCCGUUGAGGUUAAGGAACAACGCCUGAGCAACCUGCUUCAAGCUAUAAUGGUUGGUACAUGUGUUGCUGCCAUGCCUCUCCUGAAAAAGAUCCCAACUUCAGUUCUUUGGGGAUACUUUGCUUUCAUGGCCAUCGAGAGCUUGCCUGGAAACCAAUUUUGGGAGAGAAUCUUGUUGCUUUUCACUGCUCCCAGCCGCAGAUACAAGGUGCUGGAGGACAGUCAUGCAACCUUCAUUGAGACGGUGCCAUUCAAGACAAUUGCUUGGUUCACCUUGUUCCAGACAGCCUAUCUACUUGUAUGCUUUGGGCUGACGUGGAUCCCCAUUGCUGGAGUCCUUUUCCCACUCCUCAUCAUGCUUUUAGUCCCGGUGCGUCAGUAUCUACUGCCCAAGUUCUUCAAAGGAGCCCACCUUCAGGAUUUGGAUGCUGCAGAGUAUGAAGAAGCUCCUGCAGUCUCCUACAACAUCGCAUUUGAGGAACAACUUGGUCAAACCAGAACGCCUGAAAUCGACGGUGGGGAAGUUCUGGAUGAGAUGAUCACAAGGAGUCGUGGUGAGUUCCGACGUGUGCAGAGCCCCAAACUGACAAGUUCAACUCCAGGUUCCUUGGAGGACAUCAAGCCUGCAUUUAGCCCGGGAUUGUCACAGAGGCGACACAGCCCACGUGUCCGCGAGCUCAAGUCAGAGUGGAGCCCAAGGUACGGAGGGAAGGGAAUCGAAGUGAAGAAAACUCCGAGCCCUGAGCCAGGACCAGGACCAUCUACCCUUGGCCAGGGCACCCCUGGCUCAUCCGUUUAAGUGAUCAUCCCCUUCUACCUUCCUUUAGUGAGUCCAGCGCCAGCAGCGAAUUUGAACUCGAGAGGUCUUUUUCGUUUUUUGUAAUGUGUAUCGACUAAGUUGGGUGUGCUUGUUUGUCUCGUUGGUUCCCAAGCAUUAAGUUGAGUUCCAUUCCAUGGAUCUCUGUAUCAGUUUCAGUAUUGUUGUUUGGUUAUGUCUUAGUUGUAAGCUAGUGGGCAAAGGACAAAUUCAUGCAUGAAUGAAAUGCAUUAAAAAUGCAUAUCAUAACAAGCAAGUUGUGAUGGUUAUGGCACUAACUAGCAACUAGCAAGCAUGGUUUGGAGACCGAGAAAUCUACUUUAAACCAACUUGGGGGAUUCAAAGCUGAUGGAUGGGUUUUAGCAAGUGGCUUAUCCUGAUGCAUCGUGGGGAACAAGAGAACAAACAAUUCAUUCAUGGUGCUUUAUUAAAGAGGUUUAGCUUCCUAACUGAAAUCUAGUCACGAUUUGCUGCACAGCUUCCUCGUGUCGAGCGGAUUUUACUUUCAUUAUGUCAAGAGAAAAGAAGUGAAAUUUCUUCCAUUCUCCAUCUGGGGGCCGACAACCAAUUUUCAGUCAUUCCCUUUGUGAAUCUUUGCUUAAAUCUCUUCCAUGAAGAUGAUUUCUCCAUUCUCUGAUAUGUUUUCUCAUAUCUGGAGACUCUUUUGUCUUGGUGUUAAAAG
Messenger RNA from Linum tenue, 4223 nucleotides. NCBI's taxonomy places the organism in Eukaryota, Viridiplantae, Streptophyta, Magnoliopsida, Malpighiales, Linaceae. The record is from the annotation of a GenBank genome assembly.